Messenger RNA from Puma concolor (puma), 1857 nucleotides. NCBI's taxonomy places the organism in Eukaryota, Metazoa, Chordata, Mammalia, Carnivora, Felidae. The record is from RefSeq and is a predicted model, not a curated record.
AUGGGGCCCCUGCUCUCCGCUCAUGAGGAGUUGGAGCCCACCGGAGCUGCCCCCCGGCUGCCGCAGAGACGCGAGCAACCGCCGGGGUCCCAGCUGCCUCAUCUCCGGGAUCACUACUGCACGCACACCACCUUCACGGGGCCCUGGGACCCUCUGCUGCCUGCCUGGUCCCUUCCCCUCAGCAGAGGAAGGCCAGGCAUCGACUUCCGGGCUGGACCUCUGUGGUCUCUGGUGGGAGUGAGCAGCAGGGCCCAGGCCACAGCGCCCAGUACACAGAUGUGGGCCACUGGUGGAGGGAUCUGGGGCUGGGAUAGAGGCGCUCCGCUGCCCCAGGGAGGACAGACCCAGGCCAGACGGAAUCUGGCAGGCUUGCUGUUGAGGCACAAGGUCAUCCUGCACCAGGUGUGUUUUGACUGUGGGGCCAAGAACCCCAGCUGGGCGAGUAUAACCUACGGGGUGUUCCUUUGCAUCGACUGCUCAGGGUCACACAGGUCACUCGGGGUCCACUUGAGCUUUAUCAGAUCUACUGAGCUGGACUCGAACUGGUCUUGGUUUCAGCUGCGAUGCAUGCAAGUUGGAGGAAAUGCUCACGCAUCUUCCUUUUUCCAUCAACACGGCUGUGCCACCAAUGACACCAAUGCCAAGUACAACAGUCGUGCUGCUCAGCUCUAUCGGGAGAGAAUCAAGUCGCUGGCCUCCCAGGCAACGCGGAAGCAUGGCACUGAUCUGUGGCUUGAUAGCUGUGUGGUUCCGCCUUUGUCCUCUCCACCCAAAGAGGAAGACUUCUUUGCCUCUCAUGCUUCUCCUGAGUGGGAAUCUGUCCUCGGUUGUCAUGUUGCUGCCUCCUUCCUGGAGUCUCUGCGCGAACGUGGACCAGAACAAGGACCAAGUGUGGAAGGUCUUAACGCACCAACAAAGGCUGCUUUAGAGGUGUCCUCUAUCAUAAAAAAGAAACCAAAUCAAGCUAAAAGAGGACUUGGGGCCAAAAAAGGAAGUUUGGGAGCCCAGAAACUGGCAAAUACAUGCUUUAAUGAAAUUGAAAAACAAGCCCAAGCUGUAGAUAAAAUGAAGGAACAGGAAGACCUUCUGGCCAGCGCGGCACCUAAGGAAGAAUCAAUCGUUUCAUCACUGCGAUUAGCCUAUAAGGAUCUUGAGAUUCAAAUGAAGAAGGACGAGAAGAUGAACAUGAGUGGCAAAAAAAAGAUAGAGUCAGAGAGACUCGGCAUGGGGCUCGGAAACUGCAGGAGUGGUAUUUCACAUUCCGUGACUUCAGAUAUGCAGAUCAUUGAGCAGGAGACGCCGAUCAUAGCAAAAUCAAGAAAGAAGUACAGUGAUGACAGUGGUGACCCAUAUUUUACUUCCAGCUCAAGGUACUUUGACGAGCCGAUGGAGUUAAGGAGCAGUUCUUUUUCUAGCUGGGAUGACAGUUCAGAUUCCUAUUGGAAAAAAGAGACCAUCAAAGAUACGGACACUAUCCUGAAACCCACGGGCUAUUCAGACAGACCUACUGCCCGCCGUAAGCCAGACUAUGAGCCAGUUGAGAACACAGAUGAAGCCCAGAAGAAGUUUGGCAAUGUCAAAGCCAUUUCAUCAGAUAUGUACUUUGGAAGACAAGCCCAAGCUGAUUAUGAAACCAGGGCUCGGCUGGAGAGGCUUUCGGCGAGUUCCUCCAUAAGCUCAGCGGAUCUGUUUGAUGAGCAGAGGAAGCAGACGGCAGGAAGCUACAACCUCACGAGCGUGCUGCCCACUGCGCCUGACAUGGCCCAGUUUAAGCAGGGAGUGCGAUCCGUUGCUGGAAAGCUCUCGGUCUUCGCUAACGGUGUCAUGACUUCCAUUCAGGAUCGCUACGGUUCUUAG